Molecule: messenger RNA, 745 nt
Organism: Ichthyophthirius multifiliis
Lineage: Eukaryota; Ciliophora; Oligohymenophorea; Hymenostomatida
Exons: 1
Source: RefSeq, a predicted model, not a curated record
UAAAAAAAAUCAUUUUUUAAUUUUUGCCCUGUCUAAUUUUUCUUUUAAGAUAGGUAUUCUUAGGCAAAAUCAGUUUCAUCACUAUCUUUUUCGUUUAAAAUUUAAGUUAUUUUUUCAUAAUUACUUUACUUAUUGGAAGAUUAUUUAGAACGUGAAGAUAAAUUAGAUUAUUCAGAAAACUAAGAAUUAUUAAUUUUAUAUUAAAAUGAAAAAGGAGUCGGUUCAGUUUACAUUCUUUCCUUUUGAUUAAAUAAAUUGCUAAAAUUAAUUACUUUUUUGGUUUUUUUUUUAAAUUUUUUAUUUAUUAUCUUAUAAAUAGAAAAAGAAUGCAUUCUACUAUUAUUUAUAAAUAGGUUCUUUCUUUUUGUUCUUUAUUUCUACACUUUAAAUUUCUGUCUUUAAAAUUCUAUUGUUUUCUGUUUUUAACUAUUUUUCUUAACUUCUUUAGUCUCUUUAAGACUUUAAAACAAAUUACUUUUUGUUUAUGCAUUAAACCGAUUUUUUUUACUGAAGAUUUUUUUAUUGACUUACCUAUAAUUAAUUCAAUUUUAGUUAUAUUUCGGAUUUUAUAUGUUUCAUAAUCUGUCCUUACUAUUAUUGGCUAUUUUUUAAAUUAUCUGUUUAUUGUUAUGGAAAUUUUUAUUAUUAUGGCAUUAUAGUUUUAGGAGAUUAUUAUUUUCUUUCUUUUGAUUAGUCUUUUUGUAUACUUAUUUCGCUUUAGAUUUUUUUUAAGUAUAAAGCUGAU